Messenger RNA from Ogataea philodendri, 243 nucleotides. RefSeq lists its product as uncharacterized. The transcript has a single exon. Bases 1 to 243 code for a protein of 80 amino acids. The record is from RefSeq and is a predicted model, not a curated record. Lineage: Eukaryota; Fungi; Ascomycota; Pichiomycetes; Pichiales; Pichiaceae.
AUGGUGAUCACGUCAUACUUCUUGGACUUGAGCUUGGACUCGAUUGCUUCGGCCUUCACCUCGUCGCCAAACACCUCUGCACCAAUGAUGUCAACGUUGUCGGUGUACACCUGCAAGGCCUCGGCAAAGUGCUCCGAGAAGAAACCGGUGGACACAACAAGGGCAGACUCGGACUUGGAGAGCAAAUUGGCCCCGACGAUUUCCCAUCCCAGAGUUCCGGAUCCGGAGAUCACAAAGCCUUGA